Molecule: messenger RNA, 1029 nt
Organism: Symbiodinium sp. CCMP2456
Lineage: Eukaryota; Dinophyceae; Suessiales; Symbiodiniaceae
Source: the annotation of a GenBank genome assembly
AUGCAGGCAAGUGGUGGCGAAAGCACCAAAUUCGACCACAUGGUGGCGAAGGGCGAGUAUGUAUGGAGAAUCGAGGGGUUUUCCUGGGUGCCAUGCGCGCUCGAGCAGGACAUGGCCGCUGAUUGGGGUUGUCAUUGGGUGCAAGCUGACACGGCCUUUCGCCUUGGCGACCAGACUUUUAAUUUUCGCUACAGCUGUGAAAACAAGGCUUGUAACGGAUAUCGAGGGCCUCUCGCCAUAGUGUUUUGCAGCAAGGAGCGCAUUGCUCUCAGGUAUGGUAUCUACGUCAGGGCCCGGAACGGGGAGUUCGUGCAAUGGAGCCAGACAAGCAAAGUCAUCCACCAUGGCGAUAGACACUGGGACCGCCAUGGAGCAUACGGCCCUGCUGACUCACGGGGCAUCUUCGGGCUGAGCCACGAGGAGCUGCUGCAGUCUGAGUGGGUGGAGAACGACACCCUGACUGUGAAGUUCGAGCUCGAAGUUCGGCCUCACCAAGACGAAGAAAUUCUGCCCAUGAUCCCUGCCGCAGAGGUUCCUGAGCCGACCAUCCUCAAGGACACACGGGCGCUCCUCGAGCAGGGCACAUGCAGCGAUGUCAGGUUCAUGGUGCAGGGCGAGGAGAUUGAGGCGCACUCCCAGAUUCUUUGUGCUCGAUCUGAGGUGUUUAGGAAGCAGCUGACUGGAGGAAUGCAGGAGAGCAUCUCGAAAGUCAUCCUGAUCGAGGACUGUGAUAUCGCCAUCUUCAAGGCCUUUUUGCAGUUCCUCUACACUGAUCAGUUGCCUGAUGCCCAGGAGCUCGUUCAGAAGGGGACCUCGCACAACAACGAGACAGAGAGCUACGGCCGCGAGUUGUCGCGGAUUCAGGCCAAGCUUUCGGAACAAGUCGACACCUCGCAGGUUUGCGGCAUCCUCUGCCAGGUGCUCACGCUGCCGGCGUAUGUCGAGUUGGUCAAGAAAUGGCCUCAGAUCGGGGUGAAGGUCAGCCUGUUCUCGGCGGGGAUGCCGGUCAGAGAGUUGUCGACAACCAUG